AUGGGUGAAAACAGCCCCAAUAUAGUCAAGCCUUUUGAGACCGAAGCUGCUUGUCAGGAAUCAGAAUGCCAAGAAGUAGCUAAAGAGCUUCGCUCGGUAUCUAACUCAUCCACAGAUGUGCAAAAUGAGAGCAUGGAAAAAGUUACAGAGGCCACAAAUGACGAAGAGCGAAAAUAUUUGACUGGACUCAAGCUUGUGAUGGUGGUAGUAGCAGUCACUUUGGUUUGUUUUUUGGUGUUACUAGAUACCUCUAUCAUCGCUACUGCUCUUCCGGUCAUUACCACUCACUUUCACUCACUUGAAGAUCUGGGAUGGUAUGGAAGCUCAUACCAAAUUGCCAGCGCAUGUUUACAGCCCCUCACAGGUAGAGUCUAUACAAAUUUUCGCACCAAGUGGACUUUCCUGGUUUUCUUCUUUGUUUUUGAAUUAGGAUCACUCCUUUGCGGCAUUGCAACAUCCUCCAAGAUGUUAAUUAUUGCUCGUGCCAUCGCUGGACUAGGCUCCUCUGGAUUGAUGAAUGGUUCUCUAACUAUCAUCGCAUCCUCAGUUCCCCUUCAUAAGUCUCCAUCCCUGAUUGGGAUGAUGAUGGGAUUUUGCCAACUUGGUAUUGUUUUGGGUCCUCUUUUAGGGGGUGCUUUCACAGAAUACGCAUCUUGGAGAUGGUGUAUGUACCCUAUUAUCGAAUCUUUUGAGGCUGGUUCUCUAACCGAUUAUCACCAUGAAGGCUUUUAUAUCAAUCUUCCCAUCGGAGCACUGGUCGCAGUCCUCUUGAUAUUCAUUGAAAUUCCCGAUCAGGGUAGCAAACCUUCUAUCAAAUCAGCAGCCAAUACAAUCACUCACAACCUCGAUCUCAUCGGCUUUGUGCUCUUUGCACCUGCAGCAAUCCAACUCUUGCUUGCACUAGAGUAUGGCCAAAACGAGUUUCCUUGGAACAGUGCAACAGUCAUCGGUCUUUUCUGCGGCUCAGGUGCCACCUUGAUCGUUUUUCUACUUUGGGAAUACCGAAUGGGAGACCGAGCCAUGAUCCCUCUAUCGAUGCUUGCAAAGAGAACUGUCUGGUCAAGCUGUGUUGUGAUGUUCUGUAUCUUCGCCAUGGUCCUCAGCGCUGCCUAUUACCUCCCUGUCUACUUCCAGGCAAUCAAAGACGAAUCACCGAUGAUGAGCGGUGUUUACUUACUCCCCAGCAUCUUGGCACAAUUGGCGUUUGCAGUAGCUUCGGGGGCUCUCAUUGGAAAGAUGGGAUACUAUAUGCCAUGGACAAUUGCUUGUGGAAUUCUUUCGUCGAUUGGCAGCGGUCUCUUAUCAACACUUACAGUACGCACAUCCACCGGCAAGUGGGUUGGGUAUCAAAUACUUUUAGGAGCUGGGCGAGGCGCAGGCUUUCAAACACCCAUCAUCGCUAUUCAGAACUCAUUGCCAACUACGCAGGUCUCAGUGGGAAUGUCUAUUCUCAUGUUUUUCCAAACGCUCUCUGGUGCAAUUUUUCUCUGCGCUGCUGAUCUGAUCUUUUCAUCUGGCCUUGAAUCCUUGAUUCCAAAAGAAGCGCCUAAUGUCAAUCCACAAACUGUCAUUUCUGCGGGUGCUACCGGUAUUCGCAAUGUCGUAUCAAGUGAAGAUUUGCCUGGGGUGCUUAAGGCCUAUGCACAAAGUAUAGAUCACGUCUUCUAUAUGUGUGCCGCUCUCGGAUGCCUUUGUCUGAUAUUUUCUUUUGGUAUGGGCUGGAAAGAUAUCCGGAAGAAAGAGCCGACACCAGAACAGGCAUAA
Molecule: messenger RNA, 1764 nt
Organism: Penicillium macrosclerotiorum
Lineage: Eukaryota; Fungi; Ascomycota; Eurotiomycetes; Eurotiales; Aspergillaceae
Product: MDR family MFS transporter
Exons: 8
Coding region: 1-1764 (587 amino acids)
Biological process (GO): transmembrane transport
Molecular function (GO): transmembrane transporter activity
Source: RefSeq, a predicted model, not a curated record